Musa acuminata subsp. malaccensis (wild Malaysian banana) is the source of this 884-nucleotide messenger RNA. RefSeq lists its product as uncharacterized. The record is from RefSeq and is a predicted model, not a curated record. Lineage: Eukaryota; Viridiplantae; Streptophyta; Magnoliopsida; Zingiberales; Musaceae.
ACGUUGCCGUUGCCAUCGCCGUCAAAUGACCUCCGGCUGGAUGAAGUCGUUUCGCUGCAGAUCUAACGACGUCGACGACGUCGUCUGCCCCCCCCUCGCGCCGUCGUCUUCGUCUGCCAAGAAGUGGCUGCUCCUUCCCUCCUUAUUGCUCUCCUGCGCCGACUCCUCUUCUCACGCUCCUAACGACGUCCUCCCGAAACGCCCCUCCGCCGCUUCCUCCCGAACGCCGAAACCCGAGCCGAGAUCCCGCCCGCAAGUCUCCGCCCCGCCUCCCUCCCCGGCCACGGCGGUGGCGCCCUCUGGCCCGUUCCCGUCUUUGGUGGAGCUGCCGCCUGGCCACCCCUCGCGCCGGGUGGUGGAGAUCAUCUUCGGGUCGCGAUGGUGUUCCGGCGAAGGGCGCGCCGCCGGGGCCGACGCCUUCUCCGGAACGAUCGAGAUGCUCUUCCGGGUCCGCAACCCGGCCCGGAGCGUCGCCCGGUUCGAGGAAUACCGCGCAGCCGUCCGUUCCCGCGCCGCCCGGUCCGACGACGCGCGGUGCGCAGCCGACGGGAACGAGAUGAUGCGGUUCCAGUGCCGCCCUCCCGCCUCGGCCGGCGAGGUGUUCGACGGCGGAGUGGCGUGGUCGCCGGCGGAGGGGAUACGUACAUUCGCGGGGAGCGGCGGGGCCCACGAGAGCGGGGGCGGCGGCGGGGCCGGGCGACGGGCGAUGCUGGUGUGCCGGGUCAUCGCGGGCCGUGUCCGGGCCGAGUCGGACCCCGAGUCCGCGGCCGACUCGGUGAGUUUGGGCGAAGGUGAGCUUCUGGUGUUCGAUCCCCGCGCUGUGCUGCCGUGCUUUCUAAUUAUCUAUAAGCUUUAAACUUGCCUUUGCCUAAUCUAAUAUUACA